AUGCAGAACUCCCCAGCAGAAGACAAGAUCCCAGUGGUGGGUUCUGCUUCCAGUCCUCAGUGCAGCGAGGAAGGCCUUUGCUUCUCUGAUGGCAGACGGAAAGUUGACUACGUUCUGGUCUUCCAUCAUCGACGGCACGGCUCCGUGCGAUCUUUUGCCAGCAACUCGGUUUCACACGACAGGAUAUCCAUUGUUUCCAAUGGCAACUUUCCCACUGUGGCGGGCUCCGAUGCAGCUGCAGGAAGAGGAGGCAGCAGCCCGGGGAGGGAGGCGGCGAGUGUCGGCGAGGUGUUCGUGGAGCUCGGGGGGGCAGGAGGAAACGAUCUGACGGAGCCUGCUGACCAUGAGAUGGAUCUGAUCAGACAGGAGUUCGAGGCCAGCCUGCAGGAGGCCGGCCUGGAGAUAGAGAGAGACAAAGAGUUGAAGACCCAGGGCCACAGCUUCACUCGUGUCCAUGCCCCCUGGCCCGUACUGUGUCGAGAGGCCGAGUUUCUCAGGAUUAAAGUCCCCACAAAGACGAGUUAUGACCUUAAAGAGGAAAGUGGUUUCGGGUCCACUAUGAGCACAGUGUGGAGGAAAAUGAACCAGCCUUUCCAGCCCAAAGUCCCACAUCAGGACCAUGAACGCACCAAGUUCCUCACACACUGCUUCUCCAGGGACAAACUCCACCUGUACAACAUCCCAUCUAAAGACACUUUCUUUGACAAUGCCACACGGGGCCGAAUAGUGUAUGAGAUCCUGCGACGGACGGUGUGUGUACGGACCUGUCAAACCAUAGGCAUCAGCACACUGAUAGCUAAAGGCGUGUAUGACGCUGCCUUCCCUCUUCACGAUGGUGACUAUAAGGUCAUCGGACAGCCUGAGGAGAGGAGCGACAGACAGGUUCUUCACGACGAGUGGGCCAAAUACUCCGCCUUUUACAAGUACCAGCCCAUUGACCUGGUCAGGAAGUACUUCGGGGAGAAGAUCGGACUGUACUUCGCAUGGCUCGGUGUUUACACUCAGCUGCUGAUCCCAGCCUCCAUAGUGGGAAUCAUUGUGUUCGGAUAUGGAGUGGCGACGGUGGAUACUAAUAUACCGAGUCUGGAGAUGUGUGAUGAGCGUCUCAAUUUCACCAUGUGUCCGCUGUGUGACGGAGCCUGUGACUUCUGGCACCUCAGCACAGCCUGCGGGACCGCCAGGGCUUCACACCUCUUCGACAACCCCGCCACGGUCUUCUUCGCCAUCUUCAUGUCUCUGUGGGCGGUGCUGUUCUUGGAGCACUGGAAGCGCCGACAGAUCAGUUUGAGCUUCAGUUGGGAUCUGACAGGCAUCGAGGAUGACGAGGAACAUCCCAGGCCAAGAUACGAAACUAUUCUCCUUCAGAAGAAACAGAGAAAGGAGAAAAAAGUUAAGAAGAAAAAGAAGAAGAAAAAGAACGAGCUGGGACUGACUGCCAACAAAACCAAGGGAAAGCCAGAGAAGCAGGAGGAUGGGGCAGUUACAGGGAAGGACAGAUGGAGACAGAAACUACUGUCUGCCAUGGCUGCAGGAAUACCGGCUGCCAUUGAGAAGCUGACAUUGAAAGACCGUCUUCCUGGAUACUUCAUCAACGUUUCCUCUAUCCUCUUUAUGUUCGGCUUGACGUUUUCAGCAGUUUUCGGCGUCAUCGUCUACCGCAUCACGGUGUCGGCCCUGAUGGCGAUGAGCCCCGACCCGGAGACCAAGUCCAAUGUUCGGGUGACGGUGACGGCCACCGCGGUCAUCAUCAACCUGGUGGUCAUUCUGAUCCUGGAUGAGAUCUACGGCGCUGUGGCCCUGUGGCUGACUGAGCUGGAGAUUCCCAAAACAGAAACCCACUUUGAGGAGCGUCUCAUCCUGAAGGCCUUCUUGCUGAAAUUCAUGAACGCAUACGCACCCAUCUUCUACGUGGCUUUCUUCAAGGGGCGGUUUGCUGGUCGUCCCGGAAAUUACGUGUACGUCUUCAAUGAUUAUCGGAUGGAAGAGUGUGCACCUGGAGGCUGCCUCAUCGAGCUGUGCAUCCAGCUCAGCAUCAUCAUGCUGGGGAAGCAGCUCAUCCAGAACAACAUCUUUGAGAUUGGCAUCCCGAAGUUGAAGAAGUUGGUGCGUGCGAUAAAGGAUAAAGGAUCGGCGGAGAAGAAGAUGGAGGAGGAGAGGCCUCCUCAGCAGUGGAACCUGGACUACGCCCUCGCUCCCUUUGAAGGCCUCACGCCAGAGUACAUGGAGAUGAUCAUCCAGUUUGGUUUCGUCUCUCUGUUCGUGGCUUCGUUCCCUCUCGCUCCGCUCUUUGCUCUACUGAACAACGUCAUCGAGAUCCGACUGGAUGCCAAGAAAUUUGUUACGGAGCUACGCAGGCCGGUUGCCGUACGUGCUAAAGACAUCGGCAUAUGGUACAACAUACUGAGUGGAAUGGGAAAAUUCUCAGUCAUUAUAAAUGCCUUUGUGAUCUCCUUCACGUCAGACUUCAUCCCUCGGCUGGUUUACCAGUACAUGUUCAGUGAGACCGGCACCAUGCACGGCUUCAUCGACCACACGCUCUCCUACUUCAACGUGUCAAAUUUUAAACACGGCACGGCACCGCAGAACAUAGAGCAAGCCGACAUCACCGUCUGCCGGUACAAAGACUACAGGGAACCCCCCUGGUCUCCAGACGCGUACACCUUCUCCAAACAGUACUGGUGUGUCCUGGCUGCAAGACUGGCUUUUGUCAUAUUGUUCCAGAAUCUGGUGAUGUUCCUCAGCCUCGUAGUGGCCUGGGGGAUCCCUGACGUUCCCAAAACUAUCGUGGAGCAGUUCAAACGGGAGAAGAAGCUCCUGGUCGAUGUUUUCCUACGGGAAGAAAAGGAGAAAUUCCAGCUCAUCCAGAGCCUCUUCUCCAAGGAUGCCACCCACCAGCUGAGCACCAACCCCCUCAGCCCGGGCCAGGUCCUGCCCCUCCUGGGCCGUUACAGUACUCUCCCCCCAGGACCCACACAGGGCUCAGGAGACGGAGGGGGGCCGAGGGCCAGGUGCAGGGCCGCCAGCUUCAGCCAGUUCACCAGGAACAUUCCUCCGUCUCCCAAGAAUGAAAAUGAGAAUUCAAGACACACGGCAGUUUGACGAGUAACACACACAUCCGUAGGGGUGCUGCAACUUGGACUGGAUGACAUGUUGCUCAAUGGAUGUCUGUGUCUUUGUCUUUUCUGUCCUGUUGUGUCUGAGACAGUAGUGCUGGGAUUUAAAAUAACCACGUCCCAUUGGUCUCAGUGUGGUUCCACACUGAUGUGUCUGUGUUGUUCCUACCCGACUGUUCAUCUGAUAAAGUGAUAUCAUUUUUACAUUUUGGUAAAAAAAACAUGAUUUAGCAAGGCACUCUUGCUUCAUAGCGUAGAUAAGCAAUAAUGACAGUGUUAGGCUGAACAAUCAAAUAAUACAUAAGCUGGCAGAUGAGAUCAAGGAAGAACUCAUGGACAGAUUCAGGGAUGGACACAGGCUAAUUUCUAGGAACUUUCCUGCUUCAUGUGCUCCUUAAGUGUUUCUUUCAUCAGAAUUUGUAGCAGCUGCAACAUUCCACAUUUCCUGUUCUUUUAAAUACAUGGUACUCAUACAUGGUACUGAAAGCACACAGGAGCCUCCGAAGAGAGCAAGUCUUCUUCUGUGUUCCAGUGGAUUUGUUCUUCAUGGACUUCAAGAAUCCCCUUGGAUCAUUUUCAAACGUUACUAGGGUUGUAGUGUUAGUCAGCUGCUGGUCAUUUUUUCUCUACAUUCUGCUCUACGGAUGCCAAUGUGGCACCCUGUUGCAUGCCACUCCUAGAUCAUAGACAUUACACAUUACAUGUCAUUUUGUUAGGCGCUUUUAUCCAAAGCGACUUACAUACAUUCAGUACUGUGGACAAUCCCCACAGGAGCAAUUUGGGGUGAAGUGUCUUGCCCAGGGACACAACGACAUGCUGACUGCAGUGGGACUCAAACUUGCUACCCCCUGAUUCGAAGUCCAUCACACUAUCCACUGAGCCACAGUCCAAGAAAUAGAUUAUCUGUGAAGCAUUUUUUUCCCCCAGCCAUAUGCACUUGUCUAGACUGAGUACAAAAUGACAAACUGUGAAUGGCGAGAAAUGAUUUUUUUAAUUAACAAUCCUUCUUUCAAAAUGUCAGACUGUAUACUCAUGCAGGUAAGUAAAACAUGUGGGUUUCUACUGCCCAAAUAGACAAGUUGCGUCCCUCAUAAAAUAACUUGUGAGCCAUCCAUUUCUUCUUAUUAGCAUUUUAACUCAAGUAGCUUUUGCAUGUUAGGUCAAACUAAUAUUCAAAUCCUCCUCACCUUUUGUGCAAGGAAAUAUAAGCUAUAACGAUACAGCAGCUAACGUUUGUCUGUCUUCUGCUAGUGGAUUGGACGAUAGAGGAUAGCGUUACUUAUUGUAACAUUAAUACAAGACAUUCACCCCUGUUUUUUUCAACAAGCACACACAGUAGUUAUUACUUAUUAACAUAUUGCUCUUAACACUGAUGGGACUAAAUCAUGAAUAACAAUGGCAGCCCAGAGGCUUAAUCUUCUGUGUGUUUGUUGGAAUUAAAGGGAUAUUACAAAGCAUUUUUAGUGCCUACACUAAAUAUAAUGUCGCUUAAUUUACCAGUAUUGGCGGUGAAAUGGUAUAAAAGGUAUUAUUAUUUGAUUACCAACCGUGUAUUGAUAGAAGUAACAUUCUAUGAUAGUGUUUUUACACUGUUGCUGCUGCUGUGUUUUAAUAUCUUGGUUUUAGUUUUAAUCUUAUGAUUUUUAAUCGUAUAAAUCUUUAUAACGUGUUGUUUUCUAUAUAUUUUUAUUCAAGCAGCUUUUAACUGAUUUAAUUAAUGUUUCAAUAGAGUCCAUAGCCCUAAUUAAGUAAUCUGUAAAGUGAAGAAAUUAGUCAGGAAAUGGAAUCAUACUUUUGAAUUUAAUAAUAAUAGUGGGAUUUAUGCAUUCACUUCCACAGAUAAUACAGGCUUUGCAUGUGAAAUCCAGCUAAGUCUGAGCGGCCCAACUUCAAAUGUCUUUUAAAUUAAUGUGUGCCAUCUUGGAACACCAAAUCCAGUUCUUGUUUCAAUGUUUAAAUGCCGACACGCUGUAAACCCUUAGGACAGUUUCCUUGUAACUUCUCUUGUAUUUCCAAUACAACACAAAUCGCAACAUGUGUCUGCCCAUUUAGGACUUGUAAUGUAUUCAUAGGGAUUUAAGGAAGAAAUGUUGUGCCGGAUUAUGUUCUAGAUGAAAGAGAAAUGUUUAUACUUACCUGAUCCUAACCCUUACUCAAAGCUCUUAAAUACAUGAUUGUUACAUGGAUUAUAAAAUAAUUUUACAUGUU
This is a messenger RNA of Trematomus bernacchii (emerald rockcod), 5321 nucleotides long. It is a transcript of the gene ano2b, whose product is annotated as anoctamin 2b. Gene Ontology annotation, biological process: chloride transmembrane transport. The record is from RefSeq and is a predicted model, not a curated record. NCBI's taxonomy places the organism in Eukaryota, Metazoa, Chordata, Actinopteri, Perciformes, Nototheniidae. Gene Ontology annotation, cellular component: plasma membrane. Bases 1 to 3099 code for a protein of 1032 amino acids. Gene Ontology annotation, molecular function: chloride channel activity; protein dimerization activity. The transcript is spliced from 26 exons.